Molecule: messenger RNA, 4000 nt
Organism: Mangifera indica (mango)
Lineage: Eukaryota; Viridiplantae; Streptophyta; Magnoliopsida; Sapindales; Anacardiaceae
Product: DIS3-like exonuclease 2
Exons: 7
Coding region: 318-3641 (1107 amino acids)
Cellular component (GO): exosome (RNase complex); P-body
Molecular function (GO): RNA binding; 3'-5'-RNA exonuclease activity
Source: RefSeq, a predicted model, not a curated record
UGAGUCGGCGCCCAUGUCUACGCCGACCAAUCAUCACGUCCUUUUCUUCUCCACUGUCUUUCUAUUUACUCUUUCUCUUUCUUCAUAAAUCAACUUCUAUAAAACCCUAACGUCUCUCUUAUCAUCUCUUCUUGUUUUUCUCUUAAUUUUUUUUUUGUUUAGUUUUUUAGAUUCUUAUCUUUCUUUGUCUUUGCUUCUUCCGUUUAUUUUUUACCGAUUCGGAAGAUGCUACUGUUUUAAUCUGAUUUAGUUUUUAUAAUUUUUUUUUUGUUUGUUUAUUCCAAAUUUUGCAUUUUGAAUAUUUUCUUACUAAAAUUAUGAUGAGAGGCGCUGCUGAUCAACCUGUGGUUGAGGAUGGUGUUGAUAAGGAGAAGAAGAAGAAGAGUCGCCGAUCAAACCGCCGAUCUAAUCGCAACUCUUCUGGGUUAGCUUCUACUUCAAUAAGUGAAAUACAUGGGGAAGCUACACAGACCCCAAAAAAUGGUAACAAAAACAGUUCUGUUAGUUAUUCACCUACAAGGCAGCAGGGCCUGGACUUGCAUCCUUCCAAUGACCAAGACCAAGAAUCAACCAGGGCAUCUGAUGUUGCGUUCAGUUCAAUGCCAACAAUGCAUAUAAAUGAACCAGACUUGGUUGAGGUAAGCAGCAUGCAUCAUCUGUUGCCUACUGAUCUCAGUGGGAAAAUAGUUUCAAAGUCAUGCCCCACACCGCCUACCUGUGACGGUUGGGAAUAUAUAAAUGAGGAGUGUUAUGCUAAGAGUCCGAUUUUUCUUCCACAUUUGUCCAGAGAAGCAGUUAAUGAGGAAUUAGAGAAAGGAUUUGCUUUUAAAGCAUUGUUUCGUGUAAAUGCCCACAAUCGACUUGAGGCCUAUUGCAAAAUUGAUGGAGUACAAACAGAUGUUCUUAUUAGUGGGAUUGCUGCACAGAAUAGAGCUGUGGAAGGAGAUGUUGUGUUGGUUAAGGUUGAUCCUUCGUCACAAUGGGCCAAGAUGAAAGGUCUAGUGAAUAAUUUGUCCCUGGCAGAAGAUGGUAACAUGCUUUCAGAAGCAAAUGAAAUACAUGGUGACACCUACAAAGGAAAAAAUAAAGUAGAUUUGGGCUAUGAUCAUGUCAAUUCAAAUUGUACGGUGCUUCCCGGUGAGUUGCAUUAUGAGGAUGGCUCUACUUCUGGAGAAACUUCUCAUCUACAAAGUAUUGAACCAACAUGCUAUAACUAUGCUGAUGGACAUCAUCUUGCUUCUUUAGAUUCUACAUACAUCAGUUCCUGCAGUCAGCAGUGUGGUGGUUUGGAUGCUGUUGAGAGGUUUUCUGCCACUAUUAGUUUAAAUCCAUCAAAACGACCAACUGGCAGAGUUUUAGCCAUCAUUGAAAGCUCUCCUCGUCGAGAUUGUGUUGUUGGAUAUCUUAAUGUUAGCAAAUGGUUUAAUUACAGGGACGGGUACAAAAAAGAGACAACAAAGAAGGGUUUGUUUAUUUUUGAACAGGAGUAUAUCCAACUAACUCCCAAUGAUCCAAAAUUUCCAAAAAUGAUGGUCCUUGUUAAAGGCUUACCUGACUGCAUCAAGAAAAGAUUAGAAGAAAGUGAUGCUACUCUUGAAAUGGAGCUGGUGGCUGCACAAAUCCUCAGUUGGGGUGAAGAAAGUUAUUUUCCUCAAGCCCAUGUCUCGCGUGUUUUUGGACGAGUUGGUGAAGUGGAGCCACAUAUUAAUGCUAUUUUAUAUGAAAAUGCAGUUUGUUGUACUGAAUUUUCUCCAGAAUCCCUCUCUUGCCUUCCUUCUGUACCUUGGGAGGUGCCACCUGAGGAAAUUAAUGGUAGAAAGGAUCUUAGAAAUCUGUGCAUAUUUACAAUUGACCCAUCAACUGCUACUGAUCUUGAUGAUGCUCUAUCAAUUGAAAGGUUAUCUGAUGGCAUUUUUAGAGUAGGUGUCCAUGUUGCAGAUGUGUCAUAUUUUGUUUUACCUGACACAGCCUUAGACAUAGAAGCUCAGUUACGAUCAACUAGUGUGUAUAUGUUUCGACGUAAAAUUCCAAUGUUGCCCUCCUUGCUCACAGAGAAUCUAGGUUCACUAAACCCUGGAGUAGAUAGACUAGCAUUUUCAAUUUUCUGGGAUUUAAACACUUCUGGGAAUGUUGUAGAUCGUUGGAUUGGUCGCACUGUGAUAAGAUCGUCUUGCAAGCUUUCACAUAAAAAUGCCCAGGAUAUUAUUGAUGGAAAAAUUGAUGCAGAAAGUUUGAAUACGACAGGACAUGGCUUUCCACAGUUGUAUGGCAAUUUUGAAUGGGUUGACGUCAUUAGAUCUAUUAUAUGUCUUAAUGAAGUUUCAAAAACUCUGAAAGAGAAGAGGUUUAGUGGUGGGGCUUUGCAGCUUGAAAGUUCCAAACCUGUGCUCUUACUUGAUGAGGAUGGAACUCCAUAUGACAGCAUGCUUUCUGGAAGGAAGGACUCGAACUUUCUUGUUGAGGAGUUUAUGCUUUUGGCAAAUGGGACAGCUGCUGAAGUUAUCUGUAGAGCUUAUCCAAAGAGUGCAUUAUUGCGGAAGCAUCCUGCACCCAAUAUUCAGAAGCUCAAAGAGUUUGAAGCGUUUUGUAAGAAGCAUGGUUUAGAAUUGGACACGUCUUCCUCUGGUCAAUUUCAUCAGUCGCUGGAGCGAGUCCGGGAAAAACUGAGGGAUGAUUCUGUGCUGUUUAGUAUUCUUAUGAAUUAUGCUGCAAGACCAAUGCAGAUGGCGUCUUACUUCUGUAGUGGUGAUCUCAAAGAUAAUGUGGACUGGGGCCAUUAUGGACUUGGUGUUCCUCUGUAUACGCAUUUCACUUCACCAUUGCGCCGUUAUCCUGAUAUUGUAGUGCACCGCACAUUGGCUGCAGCUUUAGACGCUGAGGAGUUCUUGUGGAACCAUAAAAGAAAGUUACUGAAGGAAAAUCAGAGGGAUGAAAUGAAAGGAAGAUUUUUAACUGGUAUUUAUUAUGAGAAAGAUGCUAUAGAAUCCGUGGAAGGCAGGGAAGCAUUAUCUGUUGCCGCAUUAAGGCAUGGAGUUCCUUGCAUAGGUGUGCUCGCUAAUGUCGCUGCUCAUUGCAACAACCGAAAGUUGGCCAGUAGAAAUGUUAAGGAUGCUUGUGACAAACUCUACAUGUGGGUUUUGUUGAGGAAAAAAGAGGUUUUAUUGUCUGAAGCAAGAGUUUUGGGUCUGGGACCGAGAUUUAUGUCCAUUUAUAUUUGCAAACUAGCUAUUGAACGACGGAUAUAUUAUGAUGAAGUUGAAGGCUUGAAAGUAGAAUGGCUUGAGGCUACAUCUACAUUGGUGCUUAAUUUAUCUACCUACAAAAGAUCAUAUAGGAGAGGUAAUUUUUCUAAGUUUCGGCCUCUUGAAGAUGUUGCAUUGGUGACAAGACCUUGCGACCUAAAAGAGGAGCGGUGCAUGUCUGAAGGCAGUGCUAUUGAGUGCACUGCAACCAAUGUAGGCGUGGCUGAUUUAACACGCCCAUGUUUGGAUCCCAUUUCCAAUUGUGGAAUUGAUCCUGGGGUUUUCCCUAUGACGGUGCAUCUCCUAUCAACUAUUCCUGUGGCACUUAAUGCGGUUGUGGGGGCCGAUGGACCCCUUGAUAUCGGAGUGCGGCUCUACAUGAGCACAUAUUUGAGGUAAAUUGUGUUUUGGAAGUGAUUUAAUCAAGUAGUGUGUUUUGGAAGUUAAGACCAAAUAAUGGAAGCCUACUUUGGGUUGUGUGGAAGAGUGAAACCGGUUCGUGUAGAUAAGAUAGUAUAUAGGAACUAGAGUUUACGAUAAAAAGGAAAGCUAUGGUUUCAUUUGCCAUUGCUUCGUCAAUCUGUGUGAUGCCGAAACAUCAUGGUGUGAGAGUUGUAAGGGUUGGGCCUUCAUUGACUCGACCUAAGUGGCUGUUUUUGACAAAAGCUACUUGCUGGAAUUAGCCUUCGCUUUUUUUUCUGGGGCUGGUUUCAGUAUUAUAUUUAAGUAAAACUAUUUGCAUUUGUAUUGGCUGUUAA